Molecule: messenger RNA, 3346 nt
Organism: Scophthalmus maximus (turbot)
Lineage: Eukaryota; Metazoa; Chordata; Actinopteri; Pleuronectiformes; Scophthalmidae
Gene: samd4a
Product: sterile alpha motif domain containing 4A
Exons: 13
Coding region: 692-2890 (732 amino acids)
Biological process (GO): regulation of mRNA stability; nuclear-transcribed mRNA poly(A) tail shortening; negative regulation of translation
Cellular component (GO): P-body
Molecular function (GO): mRNA binding; protein binding; translation repressor activity
Source: RefSeq, a predicted model, not a curated record
CCGCGUCGCGUCCUUUAGAGCCGGAGCACCGUGUGCCGCAGGGAGACGGAGAGGGAGAAGUUAGUCAAGAUGGCAAACUCCUCCGCGCCGGAGUGAAGGGGCGCCGCUCCCCCCUCGACACAACUCACACGACCCGAGCCCGACGCCUCGCUCCCCGGACAAACCCCGACGAUGCGAACCGCGCCAGGAGGCGUAAGAGGGAUUCCCUGAAGCGGACGGACGGAGGAAAAUGCCAGUGACGCUGACGUGACACAAGCGUGUCGCUGGAAGAAAGCUGACUCAUCAGAUAUCAAUCGCAUCCCCUGAUGCCUUGCUAGAGGAGCAACCUCGCGAACCCCUCGACCUCCAGCUGCAGCUCCAGCGGAGGGGACGCUGCGGGAGAACCCUCCACCUGCAGGAUUAUAUGUGUGUGGGGGCGAAACACAUUGAAAGCUGAUAAUGACAACGCAAAGAAUGGCAACGCAGCGCUUCAGCUGAACUCCACAAUUCAUCGUCCUCCUCCCUCCUCCUCCUCCUCCUCCACCCCGGCAACCAGGUGAUACGAGCAGCAUCCUCCUCGUAGUCAGUUUCCCCCCAAGCGCUAGUGUAAAGUUUUUUGGGGGGGAGGUCGCUCCCGGAGUCAGCUCAUCACCACCACCACCACCAGAGUCCUCACGCCCGCCCGUUCGUCCGCCCGCCCGCCUCGCAGACCAUGAUGUUUCGCGACCAGGUGGGCGUCCUGGCCAGCUGGUUCAAGGGGUGGAACGAGUGCGAGCAGACGGUGGCUCUGCUGUCGCUGCUGAAGAGGGUGAGCCGGACGCAGGCCCGCUUCCUGCAGCUGUGUCUGGAGCACUCCCUCGCCGAGUGCACCGAGCUGCAGGUCCUGGAGGGAGAGGCCAACAACCCAGGAGUGAUCAGCCAGUGGCAGGGCGAGCCCAAGGAGCGCGUCAUCUCGCUCGUCCUCACCCACCUCCCGCUGCUCAAACCGGGCAACGUCGAGGCCAAGGGCGAGUACAUGCGCCUGCUGCCGCGCAUCCUGGCCCACACCAUCGAGCACGGCCACCACCUGGAGGAGUCCCGCCAGCUCCUGUCCUACGCCCUCAUCCACCCCGCCACCUCCCUGGAGGACCGCGCCGCCCUGGCGCUCUGGCUCAACCACCUGGAGGAGAGGGCCGCCGCCCGCGGAGACUCGCUGGAGAGGCCGCCGCCUGCCGGGCCACACCACCACCAUCACCACCACCACCACCACCAGUCCACACCGCCGUCCACCCUCAGCUCGUCGGGCUCCUCCUCCUCCUCCACCAACACCUCCUCGUCGGGCAACCUGUACUCCCUGCAUCACCACCAGCGCUACGGCUCCGACGACCGGCUCAACGGGUGGCAGAGCUCCAGGGAGUCGGGGCUGGGCGGAGGGUGGCAUCAGCAGCAGCAGGGCUGCGAGAACGGCCACCUGCUUCUCUACCCGUCGUCCUCUGUGCCGACGACCAUAAACACAGUGGGAACCGGCGGAGGCGGAAACACGAUCCUGACGAGCGGCGGCGGCGGCAGCCAGCAGCACAGUCCCCUGAAGCGCUCCGUGUCCCUAACGCCUCCCAUGAGCGGCCCCAGCAGCCAGACCCUGGGCCACGUCUGGCUCUCCCAGGAGGACCUGCGGUCCGCCCGAGGCCCGGCCCCGGACCACGCGCCCCUCUCGCCCCAGAGCAGCAUCGCCUCCUCGGGCAGCGGAGGCAGCGAGCACCUGGAUGAGGCCGGUUUGGGAGGAGGGUCGGGUCUGCAUCGCAGCUCCUUCCACGACGACGGCAGCGGCAUGAGGGAUGUUCCCUCGUGGCUGAAGAGUCUCCGUCUCCACAAAUACGCCGCCCUCUUUUCCACCAUGACUUACGAUGAGAUGAUGUCACUGAACGAAGAUCAGCUGGAGGCGCAGAAGGUCACUAAAGGAGCGAGACACAAGAUCGUCAUCAGCAUUCAGAAGCUCAAAGAGAGGCAGAACCUCCUGCGCAGCCUGGAGAAGGAUGUACUGGAGGGCAGUAAUCUGCGCGCUCCGCUGCAGGAGCUACACCAGAUGAUCAUGACUCCCAUCAAGGCGUUCAUCGGCGGCGAGGAGGCCUCGCUGCAGCGCCCCCUGCUGAGUGCCGAGGGCAAGAGCGUCGCGCCCGGCUCCCACCUGAGCGGGGGAGGCGGCGGUGGUGGGGAGGCGGAGUCGGGCGUGAGCGUCAUCGCAGAGGGGGAUUUACCCGGCCAGUUCACUCGUGUCAUGGGUAAAGUUUGUACCCAGCUGCUGGUGUCGAGGUCGGACGAGGACAACAUCAGCUCCUACCUACAACUCAUCGACAAGUGCCUUAUCCAUGAGUCCUUCACUGAGACGCAGAAGAAGAGGCUGUUGUCAUGGAAACAACAGGUCCAGAGGCUGUUCAGGUCCAUUCCCAGGAAAACCCUCCUCGACAUCGCAGGGUACCGACCGCAGAGGAGCCGUUUUGGCCAGUCCAACUCCCUCCCCACCGCUGGCUGUGUCGGGGGCAGCGUGUCGGCCAGGAGGAGCCUCCGCCAGUUCCAGAUGCCCUCCAGAAGUUUGCCGGGUGCCAGGCCGGGCCUGUUGGGCAGCGGGGGGCUGCUGGGACCCACACCGCGCAGCUCCAGCAGCACACCCACCGGCCCCAAGCAGGGCAGACAGGGUCUGUGGUUCGCCAACCCCGGAGGAAGCAACAGCAUGCCGAGCCGGACCCACAGCUCCGUGCAGAGGACCCGCUCGCUGCCGGUUCACACCACGCCACAAACCAUGGUCAUGUUCCAACAAGCUGAUCUUCAGUUACCAGUGACGGAGCCUGACAUCAACAAUCGCCUUGAGUCUCUGUGUCUGAGUAUGACGGAGCACGCCUUGGGAGACGGUGCCGACCGCACGUCGACAAUAUGAGACGACGGACCUGAGUGAGAGCAGCAGCAGCAGCAGCAGCAGCAGCAGCAGGACAGCGCAGGUUCACGAGGCGCUCUCACGAUAAGUCACCUCGAGGUCACCAGCCCUCCCCGGGGGAAUCCAAGACACACACGAGAGCCGACCAGCAAACGGCCCCCGACACAAGCUAAUCACACGGCUCCGUCCACACUUCCUGCUCCGCCCAGCGCGCUCAUCUGGGCGAGGAGAGAGAGAAGAGCUACGACCGCGACCUGGACGGUGUGCGAGCAGCGUCACCCCCUCCCUCCCUUCCUCCUCCUCCUCCUCCUCCUCCUCCUCCUCCUCUCUCCUGGGGAGUCCAGACGCAGCACUGCAGUCCAGCCCGUCCCCGUCCCCCCCCACUCCCCCACCCGGCAGCAGGGAGACGCUGGCCAGCUCUGUGGAUCAGGGCCCAGCGAUGUCCGAGGCCCCCCCCCC